AUGUAAAAGGCAAGAGUAUUCUGAAAUAUAGAGACAACCUCCAGCAUAAGGACAGUGUUAAAGCCAGGAGUAUUCUGAAAUAUAGAGACAACUUACAGCAUAGGGAGAGUAUUAAAGCCCAAAGUUUUCUAAAAUAUAGAGACAAUGACCAGCAUAGAGAGACUGUUAAAGCUAAGAGUAAAGUAAAUAGUAUGGUGAACUAUAGAGACAGCAUCACGCAUAGAGAGAAGGUUAAAGAAAGGAGUAGAGAAGAAAGGAGAAGAAGGUAUCAUGAUAAUUCUACGUUUAAGCAGCAAGUUAUUGCCAGUGUUGGGUUUAGUAGGAAGCAGAAGACAGAGAAGUCAGGAGAUUUUGGUUUUGUUAUGCAUCAGUUUUUAGAGAAAGUCAGAGAUGGGCCACAUUUUGUGUGUUGUGUUUGUCACCGGUUGAUGUUUAGAUCUCAAUUGCUGACUUGUGAUAGGGAAAUGUAUAGUAGAAGUUCAGCAACAGCUGGUAUUGCAGAAAUGUGCAUUAGUGAGAAGUUUCUGCAUAGAUGUUCAGAUGACUGCGUUGUGCCCUGUCAGUUAGUUUCAUCCAGAGGUCAGCUUUGGAUUUGUUAUACCUGUCACAAUAAGAUAAGUAAAGGUCAGAUACCAGCUGAAUGUUGGGUUAAUACAUUGAUGCUUGAUCCAAUUCCACCUGAACUGGCAUGUCUGAAUAGUUUAGAACAACACCUGAUAGCUCUGCACAUUCCAUUCAUGAAAAUGUUGGCAUUGCCUAAAGGAGGACAGAACGGAGUACAUGGUCCGGUUACAUGUGUUCCAGCCAACAUAGUGCAGACGACUAAUGUGUUGCCACGUUGUAGCAUGGAAGGGUCUCUGCUACAGGUGAAAUUAAAGCGCAAAUUGACGUUUAAAGGACAUUACGAGUAUCAGUUUGUAGAUACUUCACGUGUAAGACAGGCGCUAGAGUAUUUAAAGAGAACUAAUAUUUAUUACAAUGAUAUUGAGUUUAACGAAGAGUGGGUAAACGAGUUUUGUAGGCAAAAAGAUGGGGAGAAUGAGGAGGAUCAGCCAGGUAGUGAGGAUGAAGCUGUUGUAGAAAAGGUAGCAUCAUGUCAGGAAGAUCUGGUUGUUAGAAGUGGUGAGGUGACAGCUCAGGCAGGUGGUGAGGUCACAGAACAGGCUGUAGUUGAUGGUGUGGAGGAAACAUCAGAGAUAAUACAGGAUGAAUUGUUACAUGACAGACAGCAGCACUGCAUGUUUCAGGACACUUGUCUUAUGCCUAUAGAUAUUGGUCGGGAAGCAUUAGACCAGUAUUUUGAUGACAUUGUAAACAUUGCGCCUGCAGAGGGGGAAUAGU
Molecule: messenger RNA, 1341 nt
Organism: Thunnus maccoyii (southern bluefin tuna)
Lineage: Eukaryota; Metazoa; Chordata; Actinopteri; Scombriformes; Scombridae
Exons: 1
Coding region: 192-1340 (382 amino acids)
Source: RefSeq, a predicted model, not a curated record